Molecule: messenger RNA, 3110 nt
Organism: Astyanax mexicanus (Mexican tetra)
Lineage: Eukaryota; Metazoa; Chordata; Actinopteri; Characiformes; Acestrorhamphidae
Product: fibrillin-3
Exons: 23
Coding region: 12-2540 (842 amino acids)
Molecular function (GO): calcium ion binding
Source: RefSeq, a predicted model, not a curated record
AGGGGCAGUGAAUGGGAAGUACACAAUUAAAGCACAGGAUGUGGACUGACUGGAGUCCAGCCCUCGGUAGCGUCGAGCUCAGCACAGAGCGAGGUUCCCUCAGCGCGGACUCCGCACACUCAGCCGCUAUCUCUCUCUUUCUCAGGAUGGGAAUUCUGAGUGUCCUUUUACUGCUAGCAAUCCAGUCCUCAGCCAACUAUCUGACCACAGCCCAAGAAGACAACGAACUCUUCAAACCCUCCAACACACAGGACAAGCACCAGGAUCAGAUUGAACACAUCGAGCUGACCGCCAGCAAUUUAAGUCAUAGUACUCAGAACAUACCUAACACAGAUCACCCCUCUACCCCCACCUUCUCAGUCACUAACCCAGACACUGGGUGCCAGAGCAACCAGGUGAACGUGGGUGGUCAGAACUGCUCCUGUGCUGCAGGCUAUACACAGAGGGAGGCAGAGUGUGAGGAUAUUAAUGAGUGUGAGCAUGGUGGCCCUGAACCCUGUGGCCCCCACAGCAACUGCACCAACACCCCAGGCUCCUUUGUGUGUAGCUGUCUGCAUGGGUAUCUGAAGGGUGCUGGAGUCUGUCAUGACAUAGAUGAAUGUGCACUAGCUGCAGUAACUGGUCUUCAAGCUUGCGGUAAAGGGGCGAUGUGUAAAAAUAGCCCUGGGUCCUUCUCCUGCCACUGUCCAACAGGAUUUGUCCUGGCAGUUGAUGGACACAACUGUAUUGAUGUUGAUGAGUGUAGUUAUGAAGAGAAUUGUCGAAGAGAGCUUGGAAAUAUGUGUGUGAACACAGAGGGCAGCUACAAGUGUGUGUGUCAGACUGGCUUCAGAGAAGACAUGGCAGCUUGCGUGGAUGCUCUGUGUCUUGGCUUUCACACAUGCAAAGAUGUGGAUGAGUGUGCUGAGCUGGAAGGUGUGUGUACUAGUCAAGGAGAGUGUGAGAACACACUGGGCAGCUACAAAUGUGUGUGUUCUCUUGGAUAUCGUGGCAAUGGGACGCACUGCAUGGAUGUGAAUGAGUGUGUAAUAGGUGUUCAUCAUUGCGAUGUGAACGCUCGCUGUGGGAAUGUCAUGGGCUCUUAUUUCUGCCAGUGCCACCAGGGCUACAGUGGUGAUGGUCACUCCUGCUACGAUGUUGAUGAAUGUGCAGUGAACAAUGGCCUGUGUGAGCACAGCUGUGCCAACCUCCCUGGUACAUACAGCUGCACGUGCAGUGUAGGAUACACACUGACCGAGGACCUACACAAGUGUGCAGAUGUGGAUGAGUGUCUGAGCGGUAAUGGAACAUGUGAGCAGAUCUGCACUAACACACCAGGCUCCUUCCUCUGCAACUGUCAGCAGGGAUAUCAGCUGCACAUUGACAGAUACAGCUGUGUGGACAUAGAUGAAUGUAAGUUGCAGAAUGGGGGCUGUUCUCACGGCUGUACAAACACAGCAGGAGGAUACAUAUGCCACUGCCCUGCUCCUCUACUGCUGGACCUGCGUAAUACCACCUGCGUCAACAUCACUUCCUGUGCUUUGCGGAAUGGGGGCUGUGAUCAUGCAUGCUCUCUGGGUGCUGAGGGACGCAUUCAGUGCAGCUGUAGAGAAGGCUGGGAAUUGGACAAGGACCAAAGAACCUGCCUCGACAUGGAUGAGUGUGUGAGAUUUAAUGGAGGUUGUGAACAGCUGUGUGUGAAUUAUGCAGGCAGCUUUAACUGUACCUGCAGACCAGGGUUUGAACCUCGUACUGAUGACCCCACCAAAUGCCUUCCGGUUUGUGAGCCGACCUGCCAGAAUUACGGAGUGUGUAUUGCUCCCAACACCUGUGACUGUCCUGCUGGCUAUCCGGGACCUGGAUGCUCAGCUAUGUGUUCGCCACCCUGUGCACAUGGAGGAACUUGCAUGCGAUGGAACACCUGUCUCUGCCCCCCUGGCUGGACUGGAGAGGGUUGUCACACAGCUGUGUGUGAGUUACCUUGUGGGAAUGGUGGGCGAUGUGUUGGUCCUGACACCUGCCAGUGUCCUUCUGAUUAUGCUGGUCCACAGUGCCUCACUCCUCUCUGCAAUCCUCCUUGUUUAAAUGGUGGGAGGUGUGUGGAUGUUAACACCUGCAGCUGCGCUGGAGCCUGGAAAGGACCUCGCUGUCAGAUAGAACCAGUGCAGUGUGUGAAGCCCUGUAAGAAUGGUGGAGUAUGUGUGGGACUCAACAGGUGCCAGUGCAUCACUGGCUUUACAGGAGACCUUUGUGAAACAGCUGUCACUACUCCUUGUGUGCCACCUUGCCGGCAUGGUGCAGUGUGCAGCCCCCACAACACCUGCACUUGCCCAACAGGGACCAGUGGCCUGCGCUGUGAGAAACUAACAUGUCCAGUUAUGACCACAGUUCUCAGUAUGGCCCGAGCAGUGCGUAAGGGAUUUAGAGAAAGUUAUGUCGAUCGUUGUGGACCUCUGGGGGUCCAGCUCUGCACCAAGUACAGGAUAAACCAGGCCCGUGUUUAUCUUCAGGCAUAUAGAGUGGGCUACAAAAUCCAGUGCCCUGAGAAAGCAGGAAUUUGACCAAGAAACUCACCAACUGAACCAACACACACCAUCUUCUGUACUGUACCACAUUUACACAUAACAUAGAUGUGUAAACCUUUGACCUCACAAUUACUUUCAGGCUCUGGUCUUGAAAAUGAUUAAGUGCAUUUAAUUUAACUAUUUUGAUACUGUGUAGAGUACACAACUGACUGGAAGAACUAUUUAUGCAGUAGUGGAAUGUAAUCAAUAUAAGCUUUAUAAACUUUAUUUAAUUAUUUUAUAAUAAACACCAUGAACACAAGACUGUACGAAGAAACGACUAUAGUUGAGCUAGUCUGACUGGGGGACCCAGACUAACACAUUAAACUGUUUCUGUGACCUUACCAUAUACAAUCUUUUUAUAUUGAGAAUUUUGGUACCUUUGUAACCUUUGCACCCUUGUUCUUAAAAUAAAUUUUUUUUUAAUGAAUCACUGUCACUUGUACUGUGGUUAAGCUAUAACCUUCUCUUCACUGAGGUGUAACUCAGUAGAGAUAAGACACUCAAACAUCACACUUCACAUUGAUCACAUUUAUUGUUGUGAAUCAUUAAAAGUAAAUGACUAAA